Guillardia theta CCMP2712 is the source of this 156-nucleotide messenger RNA. RefSeq lists its product as hypothetical. Lineage: Eukaryota; Cryptophyceae; Pyrenomonadales; Geminigeraceae. The annotation marks the transcript as partial. Gene Ontology annotation, molecular function: metal ion binding. The transcript has a single exon. The record is from RefSeq and is a predicted model, not a curated record.
UGGGUCCCCGACGAUGCAGCGGCGGCAUGCAAGGUGUGCUCUGCUGAGUUCGGCUUCAUCAGGAGGCGGCAUCACUGCAGGAUGUGCGGGAACGUGGUCUGCAACAGCUGCUCGGGUCACCGGCCGAGGGGGAAGAGGGUCUGCUCGCAGUGCUAC